GGGGCGAGGAAAUACGAAAGCAAACACAAUUUUUCAGCAACGGUGGUCGCAUUCGUCUCCUGUUCCGCCGUAUCCGGACAAUCGGAAGGAACGCUAUGCCAAAGGCGCAGUCCUCAAAAGAUAAACGAAUUGGCUCUCUUCCAGUGGGAGCUAAUAUCGCCAUGCUUCUGUCUCUGAUUCCUGCAACCCCACCGCAAAAUCCGACGUUGAGUGUCGGUUCAAGCUAGUUCUCGACAAUAUUGUCCUGGUGAGUGUGGGCUGGCUGCUCAGCGGGACAAUGUUUUCUAAAUCUAGAUUUGCAAAAAAUUUCUUGGCAUUCUCGGAGCGGUUUGUAGUAGUAAUCCAGUCUGAGAGAUGGCUCAGGAUAGAAUGGAAAAUCCAUUUCAGGUCUUGAAACAGGAAAUUGAUGUACACAAAUCUUCAGACUUGCCAGAUGUACCAAAGCUUUCGUUUCUGAGACAGGGUUCGAAAUACAAUCCGCCCGUUGAUUUCGAUGAAAAUGUUAUGAGAAGGCGGGUGGCGAAGCUGAUCGUGUUUGGGUUCUAUGGGAAAUCGGUGAACUCACAUGCUCGCGAACUUAUCUCUCAUGGCGCAGGAGGAGUAAUUAUCUUCAGAAGAAAUGUCGAAGAUCCUUUCCAGGUCGCGGAGCUAUGUGCUGAGCUGAAACAAGAAGCUGGAGACCGUCAUUUGAUAACCAUGGUUGAUCAAGAAGGUGGCCGUGUUCAGAGAGUUGGACCACCCUUGACAUCUUUGCCAUCAGCGCGAAGGGUAGGUUUGACAGGGGAUUCCAAAGCAGCAGGUGCAAUUGGGAGUGUAGUCGGGAAAGAGCUCCGAGCACUUCACAUCGACAUGAAUCUUGCCCCAGUCUUAGAUGUUGAUAUAAAACCGUCGAAUCCGGUGCUCUUAGGUAGGUCAUUUGGGACCUCUCCCGAAUUGGUUGCCGAAUUUGGAUAUGAAUUCAUACGAGGUCAGCAACGAGAGGGGGUAGCGGCAUGUGCUAAGCACUAUCCAGGGAUGGGGAACAUCUCUAUCGAUAGUCAUCUAGAGCUCCCUUUAAUAUCAAGUGACCUCGAUCAUCUAACCAAGACAGACAUGCCUCCAUUUCAAAAAGCAGUAGAAGCUGAUACUGCAGCUGUCAUGGUGGGGCACGUGAUUGUUUCUUCUUUCACAGGUAGCGAAUCAGAUGAAUCCAGUUUCCUGCCAGCCAGCUUGAACACUCCAGUCAUACAAUUCCUUCGGAAUCAGUUUCUCUUCGAAGGUCUGAUCAUGACUGAUUGUCUGGAAAUGGGAGCUAUUGCAAAACAUUAUACAGUUGAAGAUGCCGCAGUACAAGCGCUGUUAGCUGGUGCAGAUAUGCUGCUCGUAUGCCACACUAGGGCUGUACAGUUACGAGUUAUAGACAGGCUCACGGAAGCGGUUAGGAAGGGCAUAUUGCCUUUAGACAGAAUUGAAGAAGCUGGACAGCGAGUGGAUGAUCUUGCCAAUACGUAUUGUAGAAAAGCACCGAGCUCACGUGCGGGAUUUGAACACGAUUAUCACGUGGAAAUGAUGGAGCUGAUAGGAUGUAAAGAACACCAAAUCAUUGUGGCUAACGUACUGCAUCACAUAGCAUUAGCCGAAGCUUUCAGUAAGAUGGAAACAUCGAAGUAAAGUCGAUGCUUUCGAUUUGUCACUGCUCAUUUAUUUUACAAUGUUUGAUGAGUCUU
Marchantia polymorpha subsp. ruderalis is the source of this 1706-nucleotide messenger RNA. Lineage: Eukaryota; Viridiplantae; Streptophyta; Marchantiopsida; Marchantiales; Marchantiaceae. The record is from the annotation of a GenBank genome assembly.